UUUAGUAGCCUAUUAAAAUACAUCAGUUAUUUAGAUUUUAUGUCGAGGGCUUUUCAGGAGAAUACCGUCAAAUGCGCUUGCAUUGACUGCCGAGAAAAGAAAGCAACACGAGGGAAAUAAUAAUUCAUUAUUAAAUUCCUUUCAAUCCAAAGAGAUAAACCAACUGGACCCGAGCCGCGGGUGUGGGCUUGCUGGAGUGAAAAAAAAGCGAGCGAGAAAGAAGAGAGAGAGAGCGGUGGACUGGAGGGGUUGAUGAUGCGUUAUAGUUAAUGUAACAUUUGUCAAUCUGGAGUUCAGACGUGACAAUGGAUAGAUAAUGGAAGCAGCGACUACAGGACUUCGACAGUCAAUGCUUUUCUGGUAGCCUUUUAUUUUGAUAAUGCAUUGUGCGAAGAAGAGCGGCAAAGAAAAUAACAUCGCGUGGGUUUUGGAUACAGGCACAACCACAACUCCAAAGGCAACCAAAAUGAUGUAAUUAAUGGAGAUGUUCUAGUGUUCGAAGUCUAAUUUAAUCUCAGACUGAAAUAAUUGGAUCAAACAUUUGAAUAGAGGGGAAAGUCGAGACAGUGGGCUCCGCGCGUGCGGCUCAACCUAUGUAGUUCCAGAUGCACAACGGUAUUAUGUUACUUUUUAUGGCUACAGUUGGAGACCGAGCGGUUACGAGCGAGCUUUAACAGACAUGUGCAGUCGGGAGCAGCAAUAAUACCCCGCAUCGCACAGGAGCCAGCGGUCUGUGAUUUUGCAACAAGGAGCUGAUAAAAGCAAUACAUUGUUCUGUAACUAAAGUGAUCCAGUGCGCAAUGGGCGACAAGGCGUCAAACUUCAGGUUGAAGCACCGGCGAGUGGCUAUAGUCACCUACCAGACGGAUACUUUCACGAUUGGCGAAGCUCUAAGCAAAAAAGAAGGGAAGCGUUUUACAUUUAGAAGAGAGGUUAACUUUUGGUUGGGAAUUUAAUUGGAUAACGGUAGGAAAAAGAAAGACACUUUCUGGGUGAAAUUACUCACAUUCUCUGCCUGACAGUACCACUGUGAUAAUUGUCGAAAGGUUUACAUGUUAUUAUUUAGAAUAUUACAUAUAAAAUCGGACUGCACUUGACUUGGUCACUUUUGUCUACCCAAUUACACAGGGUAGGCUACGAUUAAGUGGCAAUGAUGGACAUUAAUAGGUUGGUAAUUUGAAGUCAAAGAAUAUAUAGCCAUAUUAUUAUUUGUGUCAAUAAGUUGAGAUAUAAAAGGGAUAUUUUAAUUUGCACUAUGAUGGAAGUACCACCACCAUGCUCGAAAAAGAGCCUUUCUCUCUCGCUCCCCGUUCCCCGGGAGCAGGCGACCCUAAAGCCUCCGCAACAUCUUUGGAGACAGCCACGGACCCCCAUCAAAAUCAAACACCGGGGAUACUCCGACACCGACCGCAAACACCACCGAGGGAUAGAGCGCUCUAAUGCCAUGGACACGAGCGACAGACCGGGGCUUAGGAAGUGUCGGAUGUCCUGGCCAUCCUCGUUCCAAGGAACCACGAACCCCUCCAUCGGCAAUUGUGUUGGAAAUAGACGUUUUGACUCAGAGAAUGGUCCUUCGCCCGGCCGCAGCCCCAUGGAUUCGCAGGCGAGUCCUGUGCUGGGGUUGCACCCCUCCUUUACCACAGAGGGGUGCAGGAGUCGCGGGGAGCGCAGGGAGUCCUUCCUGUACCGAUCAGACUCUGACUAUGACAUGUCCCCCAAGACCAUGUCACGUAACUCCUCCAUCAACAGUGAGGGGCAUGCAGAAGAUCUCAUCGUCACCCCUUUUGCUCAGGUGUUGGCCAGUCUACGAACUGUAAGAAGCAACUUCACCAUCCUCGCCAAUGUCACGACACCCACUAACAAGAGGUCACCAGUGACAAGCCAACCCACUGUUCCCCAGGCAACACUCUCUGAUGAGACGUACCAGCAGAUGGCAAGGGAGACUCUGGCUGAGUUAGACUGGUGUCUGGACCAGCUGGAGACCAUCCAGACCCACCGCAGCGUCGGUGACAUGGCCUCCAACAAGUUUAAGAGGAUGUUGAACCGGGAGCUAUCUCACCUGUCAGAGAUGAGUCGUUCAGGGAACCAGGUGUCUGAAUACAUCUCCACUACCUUCCUGGAUAAGCAGAAUGAGGUAGAGAUCCCGUCUCCGACCCUGCGGGAGCGGGACCGGGACAAGCCCAUGUGUCAUAUCAGUGGAGUGAAGAAGCUGACACACAGCUCCAGCCUGUCCAUCAACACCACCAUGCCACGCUUCGGAGUCAAGACGGAACAGGAGGAUGCACUGGCCAGGGAGCUGGAUGACUUGAAUAAGUGGGGCCUUAAUAUCUUUCGUCUGGCUGAGUUCUCCAAUAAUAGGCCUCUCAGCUGCAUCAUGUUCGCCAUCUUCCAGGAGAGGGAUCUGUUGAAGACGUUUCAAAUCCCUGUCGACACCUUCGUGACCUACGUUAUGACCCUGGAGGACCACUACCAUGCCAACGUGGCCUACCACAACAGCCUCCACGCCGCUGACGUCACACAGUCCACCCACGUCCUGCUGUCCACACCGGCUCUGGACGCUGUGUUCACUGAUCUGGAGAUCCUGGCUGCGUUAUUUGCUGCUGCCAUCCAUGAUGUGGAUCAUCCUGGCGUGUCCAACCAGUUCCUCAUCAACACCAACUCGGAGCUGGCUCUGAUGUACAACGAUGAGUCUGUCCUGGAGAACCACCACCUGGCCGUGGGCUUCAAGCUGCUCCACGAGGACAACUGUGACAUCUUCCAGAACCUCAGCAAGAGGCAGAGACAGAGCCUGCGCAAGCUCGUUAUCGAUAUGGUGUUGGCGACAGAUAUGUCCAAGCACAUGAGUUUGCUGGCUGAUCUGAAGACCAUGGUGGAGACGAAGAAGGUGACCAGUUCAGGAGUGCUCCUGCUCGACCACUACACUGAUCGCAUCCAGGUGCUGAGGAACAUGGUGCACUGUGCGGACCUAAGUAACCCCACCAAGCCCCUGGUCGUGUACAGAGAGUGGACUGAGCGCAUCAUGGAGGAGUUCUUUAGACAGGGGGACAAGGAGAGGGAGAGAGGCAUGGAGAUCAGCCCCAUGUGUGACAAACACACUGCUUCUGUGGAGAAGAGUCAGGUGGGCUUCAUCGACUACAUCGUGCACCCUCUGUGGGAGACGUGGGGGGACCUGGUGCACCCUGAUGCCCAGGACAUCCUUGACACUCUUGAGGACAACAGGGAUUGGUACCAGAGCACCAUCCCCCAGAGCCCCAUCUCCCCACCCCCAAUCCCCCUCGGCCCAGACAAGAGGCUCAACGCCUGCAUCGACAAGUUCCAGUUCAAGCUCACCUUGGAUGACGACACGGAGGGAGGACAGGAGGAGGAAGAAGAGGAGGAGGAGGAGGGGAAAACCACCCCCAAUCACAUGGUGCUGGACUGCAGUCAGGGAGAGGAGGAAGACAAGAAAGAAGAGGGGGAAGGAGAGGACGUGGUAAAGGAUGAAAGGGAAGGAGACAUCAUGGAGGAGGAAGGGGAAUUAGGGAUGGAGGAGGAGGAGAAGAGGGGAGUUCUUCAGCGAGCUCAGUCAGGGGUGGAGAUACAAUCUGACACAAGCCCCGUGGAGGACGAGGAGGAGGAAGACUCCUCCUCACCAGCUGAUGACACAUGAGUUCAGCUCCUCUCUCCCUGGCCACACCCCACAUUCACACGCCCCUGUUUACCAUCCUUUAUUUCCGAUGGCCAAAACCCAAUAUCAAGUAAGACUACAUAGACAAUAGACCUUUAAAUCUAUUUUUCAAAAAGGGAACACAAAUAAUAUUGCUUAAAGAAAAGCUAUUUACACAGCAACUGUAGAUUUGGAGCUGGAGGUGUUUCUUCCAGUGGAUGCUUGAGGAACUGCUAUGAGAACAAAGAGGAACAUAGAGAAGCAUUAAUAAUGGGCCAUUGAAGACAGUGUAGCACUGGAACUGAAACACACACACAUAAACAUGCACAAACUCACCUCCACACACAAACACACCUCACUCACACACUUUGAUUCAUGGAAGAAAAAAACACACGAGAAUGUGUGUGUUUGUGUGUUUGCGCGUGCCUAUGUGUGUGUGUGUGUGUUUAGAGGAAUCUGAUGGGUAACAAAUCUCUUUGGAAAAAGCCAUCUCUAUAUGGAGUAUUAACUAGCGUCAGUCAGUAUUACUAGUUCAUGUUUGUUAGAAUUCAACAAGAACUCUCUGUGAGUGACUUAUUUUCCAUUUCUGUCGGAAAGAAGACUACAGAUAUCUAUCUAUAGAGGAGGAGUGGAGUGAGAAAAGAAGAGAGGAUUAAGUUUAAUAAAGAAAGGAAGAUGCUGUGAUGAGGGGACCUGAGGGUCCCGCCUCCAUUUUCCCAUUUUCCCUUUAUGAAGAAGUGCUACCGGUACAAGAUGGCUGUGUGCCUUUCUGGAAACACCAGCUCCUGAAACAUGGAGCUGUCGUGAAGCAGUGCAUCGUGGGACAGGAGUGUCGGCUUUUGUCUUCAUUUUAGAUUGUCUCUUGUUCAAAUAUCUAUUGUAACUGUUAAUGAUUUAGUGUGUGUGUGUGUGUGUGUGUGUGUGUGUGUGUGUGUGUGUGUGUGUGUGUGUGUGCGUGCGUGCGUGCGUGCGUGCGUGCGUGCGUGCGUGCGUGCGUGCGUGUGUCACAUGCUCAGUAUGUUUCUGUGGUGACAGGUUUUCAGCUGUAAGUCUUCCUUUGUUGCUUUUCAAGUUGAUGAGACGUUUCAGAACUCGUAGAUAAGGAGAAGUCACUAUCACCACACCACCACACCUGCUGCUUGUGGACUCUCCAGUUUUUACAUAUGAAAAUUAUUUUACUUUUUUACUGUCUGAGGAUAAGCCAUGUGAUACUUUACACUAUAUGUUCUGCCUGUUUUCUAUUUUUUAUUGUUUUUUGCUAAAUAUGUUUGAAGGAUUAGGAUAAUAUCAGCAGCAGCACAAAUUCACAUUCUGUCUCUUACCCACUCACACUGUAUUUAUUCACCAGUCUCUUCUCACUUACUGCAUCAGUUGUCACCAAAGCAACAGAUUGGAAUCUGAUGAGGAGAGAUGCUUUGACGGGGCAGACUGAGAGGAUUUUGUCAGGGUGAUUUCAGGAUUGGAGGGAAUCGAAAGAACGAGCUUGGCCAGAAAGGAGGCUGUUCAGACAGUCACACACAGCCAUUCUUGUUAUGUUUUAAGCUUUUCUGCCUUAAUGUCAAAUGCAGGAUACAUACCUGCAACUAUGUAGAUUUAUAAGAUAAAUUCUAAAUAUCCUAGUAUAUUUAUACCAUGUCUGUAUGCCUCUAUAUGUGAGUGUCUGUGUGUCUAUACACAAUGUACCCAGCAUCUACAUAUGGUCAGGGACAAUAUAUAUAU
Messenger RNA from Oncorhynchus keta (chum salmon), 5365 nucleotides. Its product is annotated as cAMP-specific 3',5'-cyclic phosphodiesterase 4C-like. The transcript has 15 exons. Gene Ontology annotation, molecular function: 3',5'-cyclic-AMP phosphodiesterase activity. The record is from RefSeq and is a predicted model, not a curated record. Gene Ontology annotation, cellular component: perinuclear region of cytoplasm; nucleus; cytosol. Gene Ontology annotation, biological process: signal transduction. The coding region runs from base 1256 to 3649 and encodes 797 amino acids. NCBI's taxonomy places the organism in Eukaryota, Metazoa, Chordata, Actinopteri, Salmoniformes, Salmonidae.